AUGGCCGCACCUACCAACCCCCCGCUUCCCUCUCUCGCCAUUCCCAAUCCUAACUCAACCACCUACGAAGCUGAUCUCGCAGCCGUGGUGUCUUAUGCUCGUUCCCACCCCGUUCCGGUCACUACCAUGGACACCACCACUGCUGCCGCUUCCAUGAAGGCGUGCGGCGUCUACACCAAAAUCGCGAGCCGCUUUACUACCCCCGCGUACAUGACCGGCAUGACCUGCAGCAACACGGCGGAGUUGGAGCAUAUGGAAUACUUUUCCAAUUGGUAUUGCGGAUUUUGUAUUGUCUUCCACGGCCGUGCUUGUCGGGGCGAUAUUCGCUGGAGCGGUGGAUCGAAUUUCCCCCCCUAA
This is a messenger RNA of Bipolaris sorokiniana ND90Pr, 357 nucleotides long. RefSeq lists its product as uncharacterized. NCBI's taxonomy places the organism in Eukaryota, Fungi, Ascomycota, Dothideomycetes, Pleosporales, Pleosporaceae. The transcript is spliced from 2 exons. The record is from RefSeq and is a predicted model, not a curated record. Bases 1 to 357 code for a protein of 118 amino acids.